AUGCCUCGUGCCGUAAGAGGUCUGCUGAUCGAGUGUGAUCCUUCGAUCAAAUCCAUGAUUCUCAAAUAUGACGAAGAACGACACGACUACAUAGUGGAGGAUCUGGAUGACGAAAAUCACCUUGUGAUUAAGGAGAGUCAGCUGGAGAACCUAAAGUAUCGCUUAGAUCGGUUCAAGGAAUCAAACCCGACCCCAAAGCCCGCCCAUCUAAACCGCCCACGCUACAACACCACCAGUUCUGCCGCGACUCAUUCAACAAGCCGACUGCCGGAAUCCCCUCGUGACGUCGUCGAUAAUUUAUAUUCUGGUAUUCUGUCAACGUACAUGCAACAUCUGUAUCCAGCCUGGACUCAACCACCUUUGCGACCAACUGAGUGGUGCCCGCUCGACCAGUUCAUAAAGCACUCGAUGGGAUUGGUUGCAGCUGUUACUCAGAAUGCGGAACACAAUAUUUCCAGCGCUAUGUCGCCUCUUGGUUGGAUUAAACAAUGUUGGGUUGCACCUUACUAUGCAGUGUUCCCUAACUCCUGGGUAGCCACUACAACUACUCUCAACAUGUCUCUCUUCCGCGCUAACUUCCCUGGCUCCGGCGACUUCUCCCCUCUAUUCCGUCUCCUUGACGACUACGACGUCCACCGUUCUGCUCGCAACCAGCCUGCAGCUCAAACUUUCUCGCCUCGCUUUGAUGUCCACGAGACUGACGAUGCCUACCACCUCGACGGUGAGCUGCCUGGUAUUGCCCAAAAGGAUGUCGACAUCGAGUUCUCCGACCACCAAACUCUGGUCGUAAAGGGUCGCACUGAGUAUGAGCGCCGUACCUCAGACGAGGACACCAGCGAAGACACUGAGCAGGCCGACAAGCCUCAGACUAAACCCACUCGUCGCUUCUGGGCCUCUGAACGCUCUGUUGGCGAAUUCCAGCGCACAUUCUCUUUCCCCACUCGCGUUGACCAGGACCAAGUCAAGGCCAGCCUGAAGGACGGCAUCCUCUCCAUCGUGGUGCCCAAGACUACCGCUGCCGCCACUAAGAAGAUCACCAUCGAGUCCCUCGAUACCCACUUAUACUCUCCUCUCCGCACUCGAACCUCAACCCAUCCAACACCUUUCAUCAUGUCCGAGUAUUCGUUUGAAUAUUUCACUGUGCGAUUCCCAGAAGACCACAAAUAUGUGGCUCAUGUGGAGAUCAAUCGCCCUGAACGGCUGAAUGCUUUCGUUGAAGUCAUGUGGUUGAACCUAGCCAAAAUUUUCAACAAGUUAUCCUCAGAUUCAUCAGUCCGUGCUAUUGUCCUCAGUGGCGCAGGAGAUAAAGCGUUCACGGCCGGAUUAGACGUCAAGGCGGCAUCUGAGGGCCUACUGUCCUCAGAAACCAGCACAGAUCCAGCCCGAAAGGCUGCCGUUCUCCGCCGCCACAUCUCUGAGUUCCAAGAUUGCAUCACUGCAGUCGAGCGCUGCGAGAAGCCUAUUGUGGUUGCUCUGCAUGGAUUCUCCCUUGGCCUUGCCAUUGACCUCUCGACGGCGACGGACGUACGUUUAUGCGCACGUGACUCCCGCUUCGCCGUCAAGGAAGUCGAUAUUGGUAUUGCUGCGGAUAUCGGUACCCUGAGCCGUCUUCCUAAGGUGGUUGGAAACUACGGAUGGGUAAAGGAGGUUGCCCUGACCGCGCGCGAGUUCGGAGCAGAGGAAGCGCUACGUGUUGGAUUUGUGAACGCUGUAUAUGAUUCUCGUGACGCGACUGUCGCAGCUGCCCUCAAACUUGCCAAUUUGAUGGCUAGUAAGAGCCCCGUGGCUGUGCAGGGUACCAAGGAGAUCCUGAACUAUUCGCGCGAUCAUUCCGUACAGGACGGGCUGCGCUAUACGAGUAUCUGGAACAGUGCAGCUCUGCAAACGCAGGAUCUCUCGACUGCUUUACUGUCCGGGCUGCAAAAGCGGGUUCCCACUUUUGAGAAGCUAUAG
Molecule: messenger RNA, 1953 nt
Organism: Penicillium salamii
Lineage: Eukaryota; Fungi; Ascomycota; Eurotiomycetes; Eurotiales; Aspergillaceae
Source: the annotation of a GenBank genome assembly